GAGGGCGCAACGAAUGGCGCGAACUUUAGAAUAAUGGCUGCGACUUCAUCUCAAAACGCCAUCACCUUGAAGGGAUCGACAGAAAUUGUAUCUGAAUUCUUUUGGUAUGGAAUCAACAGUAUUCUGUACCAGCGAGGUAUCUACCCUCCAGAAGAUUUUACCAGAGUACAACAAUAUGGUCUGACUCUACUGGUGUCCUCGGAUGAUGCUCUCAAAAAUUAUCUCAACGAAGUGUUGUCACACGUUAAAAAAUGGCUGCUGAGUAUGACGGUGAAGAAACUGGUUGUUGUCAUCAAAGAUAUAGACACCAACGAGGUGAUGGAACGAUGGCAGUUUGAUGUGGAGUGUGACAAAACUGUGUUAGAAGAAAGUAAACCAAGAGAAAAAUCAGUGAAAGAUAUCAACAAAGAAAUCUGCUCUGUGAUACGACAAAUAACAGCCUCCGUGACCUUCCUGCCUCUGCUGGAGAGUGCCUGUGCAUUUGACUUGCUGGUAUACACAGACAAGGAUGUGGAGGUGCCCAGCUCCUGGGGCGAGGACGGUCCCCACUUUAUUGCCAACUCCGAGGAAGUGAGACUACGCUCGUUCUCCACCAGUAUACAUAAGCUCGACACAAUGGUGGCUUAUAAAAAGACAGAUUGAGAGCGACGGCCAAAGUACAGAACAGUUUUGUUUGGAAAAAAGGGUGUAUUUCUGGCACUUGCUCUGUCCAAAGAAAAAAGCUUUUCAGCUCGGAAAAGCAGUGGCCAGUAGAUAUUUGCUUUCGUAUUUUUCACUGAAACGGUGUGAUAUAACUGCUUUGCUGCUCAGCACGUAUUGUGAAAGUGUGAGAAAACGUAUUGUUUUCCAAUCACAUGAUGUAGAAAGAAGUGGAGACAGGUUUCCUAAACAGAGUUUACAACUGGUAUCUAUUUGCAGACGUGAAGAUUUUGUGCAUUCAUUUCCUGUAUAAUUAUUAGUGCUUGUCUGUUGCUAUGCUCUGUGAAGGUCUCGCAAUCUGGUCAUUCUGAAUGUAAAUGUAUUGAUUUUCUGUCCUCUCUGUUUGAUUUUUUUUCUCUUUGUUGCUCUUUUUAGUGAAAAUCUCACAAUCUGGUCUAACAGUAUUUAUAUAUCGGCUUUGAUAUAUUAAUAACAACACAAAUAAAUUAUAGUUUUAUUUCCAGUGUCAGGGCAUUUCUUUCUCCUGAAAAUAUGCAUUUUAGAUUAUGCAAUGAAAAAGUAGUGAGAUUUUUUUCUGAAUAUGCAUAUAUAUAAACAAUGUGUUACAUUUGAAAAAUAUACUAAAACUGAUAAAAGUGUGCUUACAUUACAAUGCAUGUUAAGUAGGUUAUCACUUGCAUAAAACUCAGGGUUUUCUAUAAAAUUGCUGAACUGUAUAGAUUAUAGACGCAUUUACAUGCUAACUGCUCUUUCCUCACUGUAAUGUGCAAUAAGAUGCAGGGCUAGAAAUUAAUUUUA
This is a messenger RNA of Mizuhopecten yessoensis (Yesso scallop), 1458 nucleotides long. Its product is annotated as mitotic spindle assembly checkpoint protein MAD2A-like. Bases 34 to 642 code for a protein of 202 amino acids. Gene Ontology annotation, cellular component: kinetochore; cytoplasm; nucleoplasm. The record is from RefSeq and is a predicted model, not a curated record. The transcript has 5 exons. Gene Ontology annotation, biological process: mitotic spindle assembly checkpoint signaling. NCBI's taxonomy places the organism in Eukaryota, Metazoa, Mollusca, Bivalvia, Pectinida, Pectinidae.